This is a messenger RNA of Erythranthe guttata (spotted monkey flower), 5868 nucleotides long. The record is from RefSeq and is a predicted model, not a curated record. NCBI's taxonomy places the organism in Eukaryota, Viridiplantae, Streptophyta, Magnoliopsida, Lamiales, Phrymaceae.
AUGCGUUCGAAUCAGCCGAUGAUUGUACUUAUGUACAAGGAGGCCUUUUUGAACACUAACAACGUUAACUCUUCUUUGCCUAGUUCCGUUGUUUCUCUUUUGCAGGACUUUGAUGAUGUAUUCCCAGAGGAGCUACCACCGGGGUUGCCACCAAUUCGAGGCAUUGAACAUCAAAUUGACUUUGUGCCAGGAGCUUCUAUUCCAAACCGACCAGCCUACCGAAGCAAUCCCGAGGAGACUAAGGAGAUACAAAGGCAGGUCACGGAGUUGAUGGAAAGAGGGCACGUGAGGGAGAGCAUGAGUCCGUGUGCUGUUCCGGUACUUUUGGUGCCUAAAGCGGAUGGAAAGUGGAGAAUGUGUGUCGAUUGUCGAGCAAUCAACAAUAUAACGGUAAAGUAUCGUCAUCCUAUUCCACGCUUAGAUGAUAUGUUAGAGGAAUUGCAUGGUGCUUGUGUGUUUUCAAAAAUCGAUUUGAAAAGUGGGUAUCAUCAAAUAAGAAUGAGAGAGGGUGAUGAAUGGAAAACUGCUUUCAAAACAAAGUAUGGUUUAUAUGAGUGGUUAGUUAUGCCGUUUGGGUUAACUAAUGCCCCUAGUACUUUCAUGCGAUUAAUGAACCAUGUUUUGCGAUCUUUCAUUGGUAAAUUUGUUGUAGUUUACUUUGAUGACAUUCUUAUCUAUAGCAAAAAUCUGGAUGAUCAUGUUGUGCAUUUGAAAUCCGUUUUACAUGCGCUUAGGGAAGAGAAGUUGUAUGCUAAUUUCCAGAAAUGUACAUUUUGCACGGAUAAGCUUGUCUUUCUUGGUUUUGUUGUGAGUGCACAAGGUAUUCAGGUUGAUGAAGAAAAGGUUCGAGCUAUCCAAGAAUGGCCAAGUCCGACGAGUGUAGCGAAUGUUCGAAGUUUUCAUGGCCUUGCUGGUUUCUAUAGGAGGUUCGUGAAGGAUUUUAGCACAAUUGCAGCACCCCUGACCGAGGUGAUAAGGAAGAAUGUGGUGUUCAAGUGGGGGGACGAGCAAGAGAAAGCAUUUCAAUUAAUUAAGGAGAAGUUAACCAAAGCUCCUUUACUUGCUCUACCAAAUUUCGCGAAAACAUUCGAGAUCGAGUGCGAUGCUUCCGGAGUAGGCAUAGGCGCUGUUUUGAUGCAAGAGGGACGGCCGAUUGCAUAUUUUAGUGAGAAGUUGAGUGGGGCAGCCUUAAACUACCCGACUUAUGAUAAAGAGCUGUAUGCCUUGGUUCGAGCAUUAGAGACAUGGCAGCAUUAUCUUUGGCCUAAGGAGUUUGUGAUUCACACAGAUCAUGAAUCGUUGAAGCACUUGAAGGGACAACACAAGCUGAACAAGAGGCAUGCCCGAUGGAUGGAAUUCAUUGAGACAUUUCCUUAUGUCAUCAAAUACAAGCAAGGUAAAGAGAACAUUGUAGCUGAUGCACUGUCUCGAAGGUACACCUUAAUCUCUACUCUUAAUGUAAAAUUACUUGGUUUUGAACAAAUUAAGGAGUUGUACAUUAAAGAUUCUGAUUUUGGUACUGUUUAUCAAGCAUGUGAAAAGGGUGCAUUUGAUAAGUUCUAUAGGCAUGAGGGAUUCUUGUUUAGGGAAGAUAAACUUUGCAUUCCUAUGUGUUCUAUACGUGAAUUACUUGUGCUUGAAUCGCAUGGGGGAGUCUAUGCUAGAUGCUCUCGUUCCGAGCGCCGUGUUUUGUGGAAUUCGUUCCGCGACAUUUUUGAGACGAUUGGUGACACUCCUUGGAUUUCUGGGGGUGACUUCAACUCAAUCUUACUUGAGUCAGAACGGAAUAGAUCGGUUUCGGAUAGGAGACUAGAUAUGGCUGAGUUUGGUGCUAUGGUUUCCGAUUAUUUACUGCCUAUUACGCAGGUUACCCACCUCUCACGGACCUGGUCGGAUCAUGCUCCUCUUUUGGUUUCAUCGGCUGCUUCUUCGUCUAGGCCUCCUGCUUCAUUCCGGUUUCAACAUAUGUGGAUCCGCCACGCUACGUUUCGUCAGAUUGUGGAACAGGUUUGGGACUUUCCGUGUGCUCAGACGGGGAUGCAUCGAUUACAUACGAAGUUGAGACGAUUGAAACAGAAGCUUCAGUGGUGGAAUUGGAAUGUUUUCGGGGACGUGUUCAAGAAUAAAGAGAGGGCCGAGGCAGCUGUUCUAGAGGCCGAGCACAUAUAUGACUUGGAUCGAUCCCCCGAGAAUCGUGCAAAUUUGAAAAAGGCCACUGCUGAACUUACUCUCAUGCUCAAUAUUGAGGAGGACUUUUGGAAGCAAAAGGCAGCUUGUAGAUGGGCGACUGAUGGAGAGAGAAACUCUAAGUUUUUCCACUCAUUAGUCAAGAAAAAGCGAUGUGUCAAUCGAAUCCACUCUAUCUCUCAUGGUGAUUCGGUUCUCACAUCAGCUCAGGAGAUCAAGGAUUCGGGCGUUGAUUUCUUUAGCAAGCUUCUUACCGAUGAUAUGCCUAGUUUGCUUCCGGUUGAUGAGUCCCUAUUUUCCGCUCCUCAAAGGGACUUUUCUUCAGUCUCUACUCGUCCGUCGGUUGAGGAGAUCAAAGAUGCGGUGUUUGGGAUUUGUCAAGAUAGUGCUUCGGGUCCUGAUGGGUAUUCUUCGCUAUUUUAUCAGCAUUGUUGGGACUUGAUUCAGUGUGAUGUUUGUGAAGCGGUUUGGGAUUUCUUCGAGGGUGGAUCUAUGCCUGCGAGCUUCACCGCUACCACCUUGGUUCUUAUUCCAAAGGUGGACUUUCCGACGGCUUGGACAGAUUUCCGCCCGAUUAGCUUGUGCAACGUGACCAAUAAAAUUAUCACCAAGGUACUUACGAACAGACUGGCACCUCAUUUGCCCCACAUUAUUUCUCCUUCUCAGAGUGGGUUUGUUCAGGGUCGUCUCAUUAGUGAUAAUAUUUUAUUAGCACAAGAGAUGGUCCACUCGAUAUCAGUUCGUUGUCGAAAUCCAAAUCUUAUUUUGAAGCUGGAUAUGGCAAAGGCUUAUGAUAGGGUUCAGUGGCGGUUCUUAUUUCGUGUACUCGAGCUGAUUGGUUUCUCGGCGAACUUGGUUGAUAUUAUUCGGCGAUGUGUUUCCUCGUGCCAGUUCUCUUUACUAAUCAACGGGGAGCUGACGGGGUAUUUCACUUCGUCUCGUGGUCUAAGGCAGGGAGAUCCGCUCUCGCCGACUCUUUUUGUACUUGCGGCUGAGUAUUUUUCGAGAGGUCUCGAUGCACUAUACAUCCGUUGCCCAAGCAUGUUUUAUUCUACAAGGGGAGGCAUCCCUAUAUCCCAUUUGGCCUAUGCGGAUGAUGUGAUGAUAUUUACCUCGUGCCAUAAUUUUGGCCUGAAGAAGCUGCGGGAUUUUCUCGAUCAUUACUGUCGGACUUCGGGUCAGUUGAUUAGUGUGCACAAGAGCACUUUCACAGUUGAUAGGGCAUGUUCUGAUGGUCAUCUUCGCACUAUUUCUCGGAUUCUCAGUUAUCCGAGAAAGGAUCUUCCUAUCAUUUAUCUUGGAGCUCCACUAUACAAAGGGAGGGACCGGGGCAGUUUGUUUCACACUUUGAUUGAUCGCAUGCAAGCCAGGAUUUCGGGUUGGGCUCGGACCGCUUUGGCUUUCGGGGGCCGUCUUGCCUUGAUCCGGAGUACGCUUUCGACUAUGGCUUUGCAUCUUGUUCAGGUUAUUCAACCUCCGCAGUACAUUAUUCAGCAGAUUGAGCAGUGCAUGGCCCGAUUUCUCUGGGGAUCUUAUGGUAAUCAGCGCCGGCCUCAUUGGGUUGCUUGGGAGACGAUUUGUCGGCCAAUUAGUGAGGGUGGCUUGGGGUUGAGGCGUUUGACGGAUGUGAUUGACGCCUUCACUUACAAGCUCUGGUUUCGAUUCCGUGCUCAGGAUUCUCUUUGGGCCCGUUUUCUCCGAAACAAGUAUUGUCGGAAUCGGUUCCCAGGUUCAUCCGUUGUGUCUUCACUCUAUAGCACGGUGUGGAAGCGCAUGUGCCGUGUCCGAGAGCGUGUUCAAGCUCAAAUAUUUUGGCGGAUUGGUCCAGGUCAUGUUUAUUUCUGGCACGACCACUGGUUUGGCGAUGGUCCCCUUUCGGGCAUUAUUGAUGGUGGUCGGCUAACGUCAGUUCAUGUGGAGUAUUAUUUGGUUAACGGUCAGUGGGAUCGAAACAAGCUUGCUGAGGAUAUUCCUUUUGAGUGGAUCGAUAGGAUUUGCUCGGUCCCAAUCUCUGGUGCUUCGUGUGAUUUGCCCAUUUGGAGAGCUUCUUCGGAUGGCAAGUUUUCCUUGACCUCGGCUUGGGCCUUGAUACGACAGCAGCAUACCCCUACCCCUCUUCUUCGUAUAUUUUGGGGAUCUUGUCUUACUCCUACAAUUUCUAUCUUUCUUUGGCGUCUCCUUCUUCAGCGUCUUCCAGUGGAUACCAAACUUCAGUCUCGAGGCACCUCUCUUGCCUCGAGGUUCUAUUGUUGUCCAGAUCCAUCUAUUCCUGUGUCGAGUCUUGUAUCUCAGUCUGUCGAGUCUCCUUCUGUUGAGUCGAUUGAUCAUAUCUUCGUGGAGAGCCCGACGGCUAAGAGGGUAUGGCAUCAUUUUUUCUAUCUUUUUGGCUAUACACCUGCACACACUACGCACAUACCCCAGAUUUUACUUUAUUGGCAGCACUUCACUUCGCACACACUCACACACCACACACACAUCACGACCAUUGUGCCUUGCUUGAUCUUGUGGUACUUAUGGAUUGCAAGAAAUGACAGCAAGCACAAGGAUAUCACGGUUCGCGCUUCUUCCAUCAUUUACAGGGUCAUCCAGCACAUCAGGAUUCUUCACCAAACCAACUUACUUUCGGCGGACAGCUGGACUGGCAUUCCCCACGUGGCUGAGUCUCUUGGCCUAUAUUACCGAGUCAGAACACCAACUCUCACACCUCAUCGAGUUGUUUGGCUUCCACCGGAUCCGGGUUGGGUGAAGCUAAACACAGACGGAGCACGUAGAGCAUCCACCCAGAUUGCAGCUAUUGGCGGGAUUAUCAGAGGUUCGGACGCUGAGGCCAUAGUUGCAUUUCAAGAGAGGAUCUCUGCCCCGAGCAGUAUUGCGGCCGAGCUUGCUGCCCUUGCCUCGGGGCUGCGAUUUGUUAUUCAGAGGCAAUUCACUAGAGUUUGGAUCGAGCUUGACGCAGAAGUCGUUGUUCGACUUCUUUCGCACACGGACGAAGGUCAUUGGAGUCUUCAGAGUUCUCUCACGGCGAUCCGGAACUCUCUUUCUACUUUGGAGUACAGGAUUACACAUAUCUACCGGGAGGGCAAUAAAGUAGCUGAUGCAUUAGCUAACUUGGGGUGUCAGACCGAGUUGGCUCGUACCUUCACAACAGCGGAACUUCCCCGACCUAUUCAGCAGAUGAUUCGGAUGGACCAGCUUGGAUAUCCAUCCUUUCGACGACAGUCUCGCACAUAGGUGCCACGCAUUCCACGUUUUUAUAUUAUUAGCAAUUUAGGAAUUUUCGUGAACUUUACAUGUUAGGAAGGGUUGGGGUGAUUAUGGAUUGUUUGGGUCUAUCAAGACUAGACUGUUUGCCGAAUGGUGCCACACAUUUCGCAGCCGUUAUACCUGUUUCGCCCAUUUUUGGCGAAAGUGUAAGUGGCCUCGGCUGUUAUGGUGAGGCGAACGGUCUACCUUGGUCUUCCCCGACCUUCUAUGAUCAUUCCCACCCCGUCCUUUUUAUUAUUUGGGCCACCUGUUUUGCCCGUUUUCUUAACGUUUUGUUAGUUACCUAUUGUCUUUUGUUUGUCAAUUGCUAUUAUUAGCCAUAUGUUGGGCAAUAGCAAUUUGAGCGAAACUCAUUAUGUACUUCUUAAAUUUUGUUUUAUAAACAGGUAGGGGGUCAAGCCUAACCCCCCACCCUCA